This is a messenger RNA of Zychaea mexicana, 465 nucleotides long. RefSeq lists its product as uncharacterized. The record is from RefSeq and is a predicted model, not a curated record. NCBI's taxonomy places the organism in Eukaryota, Fungi, Mucoromycota, Mucoromycetes, Mucorales, Lichtheimiaceae. The coding region runs from base 1 to 465 and encodes 154 amino acids. The transcript has 3 exons.
AUGAAGGCAACAAUCAAGGUCACUGUAGACCACACUGUGAUUAAACAGCUCAAGAUAAAUCUCAACGGCCAUGUCACGAAAGUGACCGUGGAGGCGAGGCUGCCGCCGCCGCUGCCGCAAGCACAAUCACAACAACAACAACAACAACAACAACAACAACACGGAGGCGAGAACGUGACAGACGAAGACUAUUUUCUGUCAGCCCUCUUCGAUUCGAAACGACCGUAUGCAGCAAACUGGCCUCUUAUUGUGUCGACACUGAAGCCGAUAUAUAUCCCUAGCAAUGGUGGGAGUUCGUGUGGCGUGUGGGCAGCAUUUUCAUGGCUUGUCGCAAUCAUGAAAGAUGGGUCAAGGGCUAUUCCAGCUGCUCGUGUCAAGAAAAUUCUACUUGGUGGGAUCUUCUUGACGGUUGACGCUAUCCCCGAAAACCCGGAACACGAGGACGAGGAUGCGUCCACCUUAUAG